AUGAGGUCCAAAUUCAAGGAUGAGCAUCCCUUUGAGAAGCGCAAGGCUGAGGCUGAGCGCAUAAGACAGAAGUAUCCAGAUCGUAUUCCCGUCAUUUGCGAGAAGGCCGACCGCACAGAUAUACCUACCAUUGACAAGAAGAAGUAUCUUGUGCCAUCGGAUCUUACUGUGGGGCAAUUCGUGUAUGUAAUACGGAAACGCAUCAAGCUCGCACCAGAGAAGGCCAUAUUUAUAUUCGUGGAUGAGGUCCUGCCGCCAACGGCGGCCCUCAUGAGUGCCAUAUACGAGGAACACAAGGACGAGGACAACUUCCUAUAUGUCAGCUACUCAGGAGAGAACACGUUCGGUACGGAGGGCUGGCUGGAAGUUUCGUCUGAUGCAUGA
This is a messenger RNA of Pleurotus ostreatus (oyster mushroom), 384 nucleotides long. Its product is annotated as ubiquitin-like protein atg8. Gene Ontology annotation, molecular function: phosphatidylethanolamine binding. Bases 1 to 384 code for a protein of 127 amino acids. The transcript has 5 exons. Gene Ontology annotation, cellular component: fungal-type vacuole membrane; autophagosome; cytosol. Gene Ontology annotation, biological process: cellular response to nitrogen starvation; macroautophagy. Lineage: Eukaryota; Fungi; Basidiomycota; Agaricomycetes; Agaricales; Pleurotaceae. The record is from RefSeq and is a predicted model, not a curated record.